This is a messenger RNA of Castor canadensis (American beaver), 3567 nucleotides long. It is a transcript of the gene Iqsec3, whose product is annotated as IQ motif and Sec7 domain ArfGEF 3. NCBI's taxonomy places the organism in Eukaryota, Metazoa, Chordata, Mammalia, Rodentia, Castoridae. Gene Ontology annotation, biological process: actin cytoskeleton organization; regulation of ARF protein signal transduction. The record is from RefSeq and is a predicted model, not a curated record. Gene Ontology annotation, molecular function: guanyl-nucleotide exchange factor activity.
AUGGAGAGCCUGCUGGAGAACCCGGUGCGCGCCGUGCUCUACCUCAAGGAGCUCACGGCCAUCGUGCAGAACCAGCAGAGCCUCAUCCACACCCAGCGCCAGCGCAUCGACGAGCUGGAGCGACGGCUGGACGAGUUAAGCGCAGAGAACCGCAGCCUGUGGGAGCACCAACAGCUGCUGCAAGCCCAGCCUCCGCCCGGGCUCGUGCCCCCGUCGCCAGCCUUGCUGCCAGGUCCCGCGGCCACCGCUCUAGCCACCGCCGCGGCCCAGGAGCCGCUCCAGGACCACGGACAGCUCCCGCCCGCCUCGCCAGAGCAACCACCGCUUCAGCACCACGGACAGCUCCUGGCGCAGCCCCAGCCGGGCCCCAGCGGCAGAGCUCACGCACCCCAGGCUUCGCACCAGCACCCAGUGACACACGGGGCCGACAAGGAAAAGGAGCGUCCCCCGAGUUGUUGCGCUGCUGCCGGAGCCCUCCUUCAGCACAAAUCCCCUGCCGCCCUGGGCAAGGGCGUCCUGAGCAGGAGACCCGAGAAUGAGACUGUGCUGCACCAAUUCUGCUGCCCAGCUGCUGACACCGAGCAGAAGCCUGCCUGCUCCGACCUGGCCUCCCAAAGUGAUGGCUCCUGCGCCCAGGCCGGUGGGGGCAUGGAGGACUUCGUGGUGGUGGCGGCGGCGGCGGCGGCAGCGGGCAGACCCAGUGCCCAUGCCCCGAAGGCUCGAGCCCAGGAGCUGCAGCAGGAGGAGGAGCGGCCGGGAGCGGGGGGCGCCUCCCCAAGGGCUGGCCCCCACCGAGCGGCCUCCCCCGGCCAGCAGCAGCCUGCGCUGGCGACAGCGCUCUGCUCCCACACCCCUGCCGCCUCCGAGUACGAACUCUCCCUUGACCUAAAGAAUAAACAGAUUGAAAUGCUAGAACACAAGUACGGGGGCCACCUGGUGUCCCGGCGCGCCGCUUGCACCAUCCAAACCGCCUUCCGCCAAUACCAGCUGAGCAAGAACUUCGAGAAGAUCCGCAACUCGCUGCUGGAGAGCCGCCUCCCGCGGCGGAUCUCGCUGCGCAAAGUGCGGGCACCCACGGCCCAGAGCCUGGCGGCCGAGAAGGCGCUCAUGGAGGGCUACGGGCUCAUGGGGCUGCCUCUGGUGCGCCCGCCUUCCCUGCCGCCCACCCUCGCGGGCACGCUCACCGAGCUGGAGGACUCCUUCACCGAGCAGGUGCAGUCCCUGGCCAAGUCCAUCGACGACGCCCUCAGCACCUGGAGCCUCAAGACCAUGUGCUCCCUGCAGGACAGCGGUGCCUACCAGAUCCACCAGGCCCUGCACGCGGGUGCGGGGCAGCCAGGCCUGGAGGCCGAGAUGCAGGAGCCCGAGAACACCGGCCCAGGGCCUGGGGAUGAGGCCACCGAGGCCACUGGCCUGCCCCAGGGCCACAGCGGCACUCUCAUGAUGGCUUUCCGGGAUGUCACGGUGCAAAUCGCCAACCAGAACAUCUCUGUUUCCUCUUCCACUGCUCUGUCGGUGGCCAACUGUCUGGGUGCGCAGACAGCCCAGGCCCCAGGUGAGCCUGCAGCCGGCAAAGCCGAGCAGGGUGAGGCCCCGGAGCAGGAGGCACCCGAAGCCCCUGCAGCGGAUCAGGGGGACGCACCCACUGUGCACACGUGUGCAGAGGCCGCGGUCAGCGUGGCCCUUGGCACCCACCAGCCUGUGACUGUGGAAGCCGUGGUGGAGGAGGCUGUGGCCACAGAGGCAGAGGAGGAAGAGGAGGAGGCAGGGGAGGCAGGGAAAGGGACGGAGGCCGAGGGGGGUGACAAUUCGGAGCAGCUAAGCAGCAGCAGCACGUCAACCAAGUCAGCCAAGUCGGGCUCCGCCUCCAAGGAGACCCUGCAGGCCAUGGUCCUGAGCCUGCCGCGCUACCACUGCGAGAACCCCGCCAGCUGCAAGUCGCCCACGCUGUCCACAGACACCCUGCGCAAGCGGCUCUACCGCAUCGGCCUCAACCUCUUCAACAUAAACCCGGACAAGGGAACCCAGUUCCUGAUCUCCCGCGGCUUCAUCCCCGACACCCCCAUCGGUGUGGCCCAUUUCCUCCUCCAGCGUAAAGGCCUCAGCCGCCAGAUGAUCGGGGAGUUUCUGGGCAACAGCAAAAAGCAGUUCAACCGCGACGUGCUGGACUGCGUGGUGGACGAGAUGGAUUUCUCCAGCAUGGAGCUGGACGAGGCCCUGCGGAAAUUCCAGGCUCACAUCCGUGUGCAGGGCGAGGCCCAGAAGGUGGAGCGGCUCAUAGAGGCUUUCAGUCAGCGCUACUGUAUGUGCAACCCUGAGGUGGUACAGCAGUUCCACAACCCGGACACCAUCUUCAUCCUGGCCUUCGCCAUUAUCCUCCUCAACACCGAUAUGUACAGCCCCAACAUCAAGCCUGACCGCAAGAUGAUGCUGGAGGACUUCAUCCGGAACCUGAGAGGUGUGGAUGAUGGCGCCGACAUCCCUCGAGAGCUGGUGGUAGGCAUCUACGAAAGGAUCCAGCAGAAGGAGCUCAAGUCCAAUGAAGACCACGUCACAUAUGUCACCAAGGUGGAAAAGUCCAUUGUGGGCAUGAAGACAGUGCUGUCGGUGCCGCACCGCCGCCUGGUCUGCUGCAGCCGGCUCUUCGAGGUGACGGACGUGAACAAGCUGCAGAAGCAGGCCGCACAUCAGAGAGAGGUGUUCCUCUUCAACGACCUGCUGGUGAUUCUUAAGCUGUGUCCCAAGAAGAAGAGCUCCUCCACAUACACCUUCUGCAAGUCAGUUGGCCUGCUGGGCAUGCAGUUCCAAGUCUUUGAGAAUGAGUAUUAUUCUCACGGCAUCUCCCUGGUGACUCCGCUCUCGGGCACCGAGAAGAAGCAGGUGUUGCACUUCUGUGCCCUGGGCUCAGACGAGAUGCAGAAGUUUGUGGAGGACCUGAAGGAGUCGAUCGCUGAGGUGACAGAGCUGGAGCAGAUCCGGAUAGAGUGGGAACUGGAGAAGCAGCAGGGAACAAAGACACUCUCCUUCAAGUGGGGAGCCCAGAUGGACCCACAGUCCAAGCAAGCAUCGCCUCCAGCCAAAAGGGAAGCGGCGCUGGGGGAGAAGCCGGCGGAGAGCUCGGGGGAGGUGUCAAUUCACAACAGGCUUCAAACGUCCCAGCACACCUCCGGGCUGGGGGCCGAGAGGGGAGUGCCAGUGCUGCAGCCGCCAGACCCACAGCCUAGCCCCCUGAGAGAGCAAGCUCCGCCACUGCCACCACCGCUACCACCCACUCCCCCAGGCACCCUGGUGCAGUGCCAGCAAAUUGUCAAGGUCAUUGUCCUGGACAAGCCCUGCUUGGCCCGAAUGGAGCCCCUGCUGAGCCAAGCUCUGUCCUGCUAUGCCUCAUCGUCCUCUGAUUCCUGCAGCUCCACACCUCUGGGCGGCCCAGGCACCCCCGUCAAGGUCAUCCACCAGCCUCCAUUGCCACCGCCCCCACCCCCCUACAACCACCCUCACCAGUUCUGCCCACCGGGCUCCCUGCUGCUCAGACGCCGAUACUCCAGCGGCUCCAGGAGCCUGGUGUAG